GUCAAACGACUGACAAGAAUGGGACAAAUAAUUUUCUAUUUUCUAUAAACGCAAAAAUCAAAAGAUUUUGUUCUGAUUUCUGUUAAAAAUAAAACGGCAGUUUACCUGCGACUAUGUUUGUUCUGUGGGUGAUGUAAGAACAGCAUUAUCUGAUCGUAGUUUCAAACAAUGGAUGGGGGAGAUAGGAUCCUUGUGGCUGCGGGGCUGACUGCAGCAGUGGUUGUUGGAGCUUUCGUGCUCUGGGGCCCUGGAGGAGCGCCGCGCGUGAGGAAGCGUCGUGGACAGAUCGCAGGGCUGCAGAAUUUGGGCCGGACAUGCUUCCUGAACACUUUGUUGCAGGCCCUUGCAGCCAGUCCUGCCUUUAUCGACUGGCUCAAGAAAUACGCAAAAGCAGACUCGCACAAUAGCAUGAUUACGACGCUGUACACUGUUAUUGAAGUGGUGAAUGGAACCCAUGAAUCAGCACGUGGCACACCUGUGUGUCCACUUGGGGUGCUGCAGUCUCUCCGGGCAGCUGGGUGGGUGGUGCCCGCAGAUCAGCAGGAUGCCCACGAGUUGCUGCACGUCUUGCUGUCCUGCAUUGAGGAGGAGACUAAUGCCAUGGCCAAGAAGCCCGGCUGUCUCUCGGACGCGCUGGGCCUGAACGGCGGUCGCGCGUGGUCUGCGCUGGCGUCGCCCGCGUCGCCGCCCGGCGGGCCGCUGCGCGCGGACUCCACGCCGCCCACGCCCGGAGCGCCGCCCAGGCCCGCCUCCGCCGCGCCCGCUGACGAGCCUGGGCUGGCUGAUCCGGAGCCAACCCCGGGUCUCCGCUUCCAAAAGGGCGUGUCCCGGUCGUUCUGCCACCUGAGCGCGGCGGGGCGCCGCUGGCUGCCCGCGCGCUCGCGGCCGCUGCCCGUGCUGCCCUUCCGCGGCUCGCUGGCGUCCCGGCUGCACUGCACCGUGUGCUCCACCAAGAGCCCCGUCCGCUACGACAAGUUUGACAGCAUAUCGUUGUCGAUGACCAAUGCCAGCACGGGUCUCACCGGAUCCUACAGCCUGCCUGGUCUUCUACGAGCGUUCACAGCCCCGGAGAUGGUGAAGGGUGUCCGCUGUAACAAAUGCUGUCCGGAGCCCAACAACGGGACUGACACAGCCUACACCAAACACAUACGGACAGUCAGCUUUGGAAAGCUGCCCGCGUGCCUGUGCCUGCACAUCAGCCGCGUGGAGUGGGCGGCGGGCGCGCUCAGCAAGCGCGCCGACCCCGUCGCCUUCCCCGAGGCGCUGUCCAUGGCCGCGUAUGCGCAGGCGCAGCAGCCCACGUCGGAUCUGAUCUCGCUGGUGGGGGAGGGUCGGCUGCGCAGUAGCAUCAGCGCGCUCAACGCGGCGGGGGGAGGGGGAGCGGCAGGGGGGGCGGAGACGGAAAGAGCUCUGUACACGCUGGUGGCGGUCGUGGUGCACGUGGGCGGCCCGCGCUCGGGACACUUCGCCACGUACCGAAGGGGGAACGGGUUCGAAGCCAAGAGAUGGUGGUACACGUCUGACACGCUGGUCCACGAGGUCUCCCUCCAAGAAGUUCUGAGAUGUUCAGCUUACAUGCUGUUUUAUGAACGCGCAAAACCUGACGCCAUGCCCCCCAGCGGCUCCUUCUCUGCUGCAGCGGCUACCCACCAUUUCUAGAAGGUUCUAGAUGUUUCGGAAGGAAAUCAUACUGGGAUGCUUGUUGGAGAAAUUACGGCAAAGUGAAAUGGUAUGCUGAAGAGGCCGAUUUUAAACAUCAUCCUUCUAGUAUUUCAGUCAGGUUGCGUCCACCCUGGAAAGGAGCCACGUGAUAGAAGACUAUACCGAUUUUGAUAAUUAAGAUCGACGUAUAUUUGUAAAAUGACCCGUCUCAAGAGAAGCGAUGGAGAGUGAUCAUGUUAUAGUUGAAAAUUAAAUGACUGAACGAAUUAUAAAAGUUAAUGUUUCUUAUAUUGUUGAAUAUUUUUUCUCAUUUAUGUAUAUUUUUCUUGUGCAUUUAACUAUAAUCUAGCUGAAAUUGCAUUUCGUUUCGUCUUAACCAGUCUGAAGUAAGCCAAUCCCUAACUUAACUCGAAUGAAAUGAACAAUCGCUCGCGGCUAAUUUCAGACUAUUUUACUGUUUAUAUUCUCUGUGUAGGUAAUUCAAUGCUUGUGUCUAAAAUGAACGAAAUUCUCUUUAUUGAUGAAGACUAUUUUCCAAAUUAAAUUUGUAUCUUAUUAGGUGAAACGCAAAAGGCGGCCUUAUUAUUAAAAUUUAUCGCAUUAUUUAAUCUAUAAAUAAUGUAUACUUACUCAAUUUAAAAGCAUGUGCUUUAUGAAAGGUAAAAUAUGACAUGGUCUUAUUGCUUAACUCUCAAACCUUUCAUAUUUCGUCCAAAUAAUGCUCAUAAUAACUUAUGCAGUAUUAUCAAAGUCUGAGAGUGUGCGUGAUGUGUAGAUGUUGACGUGAAUUAGAAAUGUACAGUCAGGAGCAAAUAAAGUUGUACUAUUGUCUAUGUAAAAACCGCACAAAGUAGCACUGUGAACUUAGCUUUGUAUCGUGGGAAGAUUAAGCACAAUGUCCACAUUUACGAAUUUAAAAGCAUUUGUUUUUCAUUGAAUAUUUCCAAUAAAAAUACCUCAUAUUUUUUCUAUCCUAUAUCUUCUACUGCAUUUAUGUAAACUUCACAUAUCUUAUGCACUUACUGUUUAUAUAAUACACCACAUUUUAGUACAAAAGGGGCGAAAAUUUUCAGAUACUGCGACGCGCAAAUGGAAAUAAAUUUUUGAAUGUACAUAGUAACACAAUUUGUAUAGAUAUUUACCUAGUAUUACCAAUAGUUAUCAAUGUACCAUUUUUGCCUCUUUAUUUUUUUUUUGUACUUGACAUUUGUUCUGUAAUUUGGAAGUGAUUUCGUGAAAAAGAAAGUCUUUGAAAAUUAUAUUACAUUUUUUUAAAUCUAAUUAUUUUGAACAACAAUGUUUUUGUCAUCAUAUGCACCUUAUUUAAGGCUCUUAUCUGUUUAAUUUUGUCAUUAUGAUAUAAUUAUUCCCAGUCUAAUGAUAAUAGUAUUCUAGCUUUUAUAACGUUCAUCUGUAAAUUUAUACAACUCUCUAUUGCACCACAGUAAAUUAUAGGAAAUUCACAUGUAAGUAAAACAUAGCAGCUAAAGGCGUCCUUAUCACAAAAAAAAAUUAUGUGUAAUAUAAAUAAAUAAAUCAGCGAAGCCCCAGUAUAUGUAUUAUAUAGUUACAAGUUACCUCCUAGUGUCAGGGUUUCUGAUUGUGAACCGAUAUAUAUGUUUUCUCACCAAUUUUUGUGCCAUAAUAGUGUAUGUGUCAAAGACUUUGAUAGUGAGUGUUGUGCAAUGUAUAAAAAGUUAUCUAGUAUAAUGUUUUUGGUACGGAAAACAAUCAAAACUUUUAGUAGUUUUUCAAUUCGUUUGUUGAUUAGAAGAUUUUUUGUUUUACAUUUAGUCGUUACAUAUGUAUGUAAUACUUUUUGUGGAAUCAUUUUGUGAAUGAAUUGCUUAACAUCGAUCAAUUUAAUCAUGCGUAAUAAAUAAUUUAUUAUUCCAUCGGGAGAAAAGUGUGUGUCCGUUUCAAGUCUUUUUUAUUUAUAUAUUUCAGAAUAUUUUAUGUACAUUUAGGCACUUACCGUGAAAAAUGCUAUAAAAAUGAUAUUUAUAUUGAUUGAUGACUCACUAGUAUAAUAAGAUUUUUAUUAUUAUUUUUUUUUAUUAAUAAACUUAAUGAACUUGUCUACAUUUCUGAAUAAGUACAUAUUGAAAUAAAUGUAUUUUUGUGAAUGGAUUUUUACUUAUAAAAAUUAUGUUAUCGAUUUUUGCACUUGGCAACUAAUGAAAAUUAAAUUUUUUCAAUCAAAUUAUGACUGUGUAAAUAUUAAAUAAUGUAUUGUAGAUUCUCUUAUAAAAGAUGUCUGGUAGGACUGUAAUUAUUAAAAUUUUAGCAUUACUGUUAUUAAGCGUCACGCAGCUUUUUAAAAAAUCGAUUUAUAUUUUAUUUUUGUUAAAUAGCAAAAUUAAUAAGGCCUCGUUUUCACCAAAGUGGAUAAAGAUGUUAUGCUUUAUUAUUUUAUUCCUUAGUAUCCUCUUAGUUAAGUACAGUUUGUGUCAUAGAAAGCGUCACUUACCAAAUAUCUACCAACAAAUUUUUAUGUGGCUCACUGUACCAUUGAAUUCCAUUUACUUUUUAAACUCACACUUAUUUGCAUUUUUUUUUUAAUUUCAAUCGUAGUCACAGAAGUUAACUCUUUUGCAGUUGUAUUAUAUGAUAGAUUAAUAUAAAUUACUUCAUCAAAGGGAUAGUAAAAGUGUUCCAUCUCUCUAUUUUGGUAUAAACCCGGCUUUUAACCCUAGCAAAAUAUUAUAUUUGCAGCUAUUUGUGUGCCUAAUUUUAGAUUUAUUCGAGAUGUUGUUAAAUUUGAAAAAGAUAUAAGUUUUAUGGACACUAAAUUGUUACUUAUUAGAGUAGUGGUCGAGUGAAACAUGGAACAAAACUGAUUUAAUAUUAUCAGUUAAAUAGAUACCUAUGGUUCGUUGUUCUUGAUGAAUCAUCAUUCAGGCAGGAAUAAUUUUGAAAAUAUAUGUUGAAUUUCACAUUAUAAAGUUAUAAUUGUAUAUUGAAAAGUUACUUUUUGAUAAAGUUCAUUAUGUUAAAGAUUGACUGUAUGUAUUAUCGAUCGCAGUGCGAUGUGUUAUAAAUCGGUUAGAUUAAUUUUAUUUAUAGAGCAAAAAAGUUGUGUAUAUAAUUUUAAUGAAAAAGAAAUUUGGUACAUGUACCAAAUUUUACUUUUGAUGUCGACCAUACCAAAAUUGUUAAUUUCACCAUUAAAAUAAAUCGCAAUGUUCCAUGCAUCGCUCAAUCAGCACCGGCUUAGUGCGUAAAGUUGUGUAUUGUUAUCGUAUUGGUUGCGCAAUAUUUGUGUUGAGACGCCGCCCCCCGCGCCCCCGCCCUCACGUCACGAAACUAUCUAGUGAUAGAGAAAUGUAUUGUCUAGUGGGACUAUAUUAAUUUACAUGAAAAAUACAAUAGUGAAUAGCAUCUUUUCCAAGAUUAAAUUUCUGUUUAUUUAUGGUCUUAGAACAGAAUUCUGUGGUAGAGUGAUUCAUGAUACUUGUUAUGAAAUUUUGCAGUUUAGUGCUUUGAACCUUACAGCUGAGAAUGCAAUAUGCAACAAGUAUUCUUCUGUAUUGAAUCUUUCUGUGUACUCAUUAUAUACUGUUUUUUAUCAUACACAUUAAUGCACUUCCCUCUUGUAGAAAGGGGGGGUUGGAAAAGUAGUGCUUACGUUUUUUAAGGUUAUUCUGCUUGUUGAAAUAAAACCAAUGUACCCAGAUGUAAAACAAUUCAGUCUGAUGAGGGUGGAAGGUGUCGGUUCCAGGUGGCAUAGGACUUCCAGAGAAAAGCAGUGGCAAUUAUUGUAGAUAGGUACUGUUUGUGUUGUAAAAAAUGUUUAUAAACUAUUAUUAAACUCUUAAUUUGUUUUA
Molecule: messenger RNA, 5489 nt
Organism: Amyelois transitella
Lineage: Eukaryota; Metazoa; Arthropoda; Insecta; Lepidoptera; Pyralidae
Gene: Usp30
Product: ubiquitin carboxyl-terminal hydrolase 30 homolog
Exons: 9
Coding region: 169-1659 (496 amino acids)
Biological process (GO): protein deubiquitination
Cellular component (GO): nucleus; cytosol
Molecular function (GO): cysteine-type deubiquitinase activity; cysteine-type endopeptidase activity
Source: RefSeq, a predicted model, not a curated record